This is a messenger RNA of Elephantulus edwardii (Cape elephant shrew), 743 nucleotides long. RefSeq names its product cell division control protein 42 homolog. The transcript has a single exon. Gene Ontology annotation, cellular component: dendritic spine. The record is from RefSeq and is a predicted model, not a curated record. Gene Ontology annotation, biological process: modification of synaptic structure; small GTPase-mediated signal transduction. NCBI's taxonomy places the organism in Eukaryota, Metazoa, Chordata, Mammalia, Macroscelidea, Macroscelididae. Bases 87 to 662 code for a protein of 191 amino acids. Gene Ontology annotation, molecular function: GTP binding; GTPase activity.
CCGCGCAGUGCUGCCAACGCCCCGGCGGAGAAGCUGAGGUCAGCAUCAAAUUUGAAAUACUUAAAGUGGAUACAAAACUAGCAGCAAUGCAGACAAUUAAGUGUGUUGUUGUGGGUGAUGGCGCUGUUGGUAAAACAUGUCUCCUGAUAUCAUAUACAACAAAUAAAUUUCCAUCUGAGUAUGUCCCAACUGUUUUUGACAACUAUGCAGUCACAGUUAUGAUUGGUGGAGAACCAUAUACUCUUGGACUCUUUGAUACUGCAGGGCAAGAGGAUUAUGACAGAUUACGACCGCUGAGUUAUCCUCAAACAGAUGUAUUUCUAGUCUGUUUUUCAGUGGUUUCUCCAUCCUCAUUUGAAAAUGUGAAAGAAAAGUGGGUACCUGAGAUAACUCACCACUGUCCAAAGACUCCUUUCUUGCUUGUUGGGACCCAGAUUGAUCUCAGAGAUGAUCCUUCUACUAUUGAGAAACUUGCCAAGAAUAAACAGAAGCCCAUCACCCCGGAGACUGCUGAAAAGCUGGCUCGUGACCUGAAGGCUGUUAAAUAUGUGGAGUGUUCUGCUCUUACACAGAAAGGCCUAAAGAAUGUAUUUGACGAAGCAAUAUUGGCUGCCCUGGAGCCUCCAGAACCGAAGAAGAGCCGCAGGUGUGUGCUGCUAUGAACAUCUCUCCAGAGCCCUUUCUGCACAGCUGGUGUCGGCAUCAUACUAAAAGCAAUGUUUUAAAUCAAAAAAAAAAAAAAA